GCGCGAUCGUUUGGUUUUUGGUUUCGGUAGUUUCGCGUGGUGCGAGCAAAGUUUGGAACCACGGCGGCGAAAAUAGAGCUGCCCGUAGUGAGAGCGUCCGACGUCCCGCUGUUCUCGUGGACGCCGCAACAACAGCAGCAGCAACGCAGCAGCAGUAGCAGCAGCAGCAGCGGUGGCUCAUCGGCAUCGACAUCGACAUCGACAGCAGCAGCAGCAAUCAUGAGCGAUCGGGAUCGAGCGUCACCGACGUUGAUCGAGACGGGAUUAAAGACGUUGAUAGGUGGCCGCGAUAGCAAUUAUCCGCUGAUAAGCGGGACGAAUGUUUUUCUAUUUUCAGGUAAAACAAGCAAUAACAAAGAUAUCUGCGGCGAGGACAAACACAAAGAGGAGAACGAUCCAUGGAACGUCGAAACACACUCCGCGUUCCUCGGCCCGAACCUGUGGGACAAAACCCUGCCCUAUGACUCUGAUCUCAAAGUGCAUCAGGUGAGUGAGUAUGCUGACCUGGACGAGUUUCUCUCGGAAAAUGGCAUUCCGUACGAUGGAAUACCGAACAGUAAUCUGGGCAACUCGACCAGCCUGACCGGCCAGCGGUCGGACAGCAUCGGCCACUGUGCCGGGCUGUCGCUGUCCGGUCUCGGGCAGGUGACCACCAAACGGGAACGAUCGCCCUCGCCAUCGGAUUGCAUGAGCCCGGAAACGAUGAACCCACCGUCACCGGCCGAUUCAACGUUCUCGAUGUCGUCCACCCGUGACUUUGAUCCGCGGACGCGCGCCUUCUCGGACGAGGAGCUCAAGCCCCAGCCGAUGAUCAAGAAGUCCCGCAAACAGUUCGUACCGGACGAGAUGAAGGACGACAAGUACUGGGCGCGCCGUCGAAAGAACAAUAUGGCGGCGAAGCGUUCCCGUGACGCCCGUCGCAUGAAAGAAAACCAAAUCGCGCUCCGUGCUGGUUACCUGGAAAAAGAGAACAUGAACCUACAUCGAGAGGUGGAACAGCUGAAGCAGGAAAACAUGGAACUGCGCGCCCGGUUGUCGAAAUACCAGGAGGUAUAAUCUUAGCCCAUCCCGAUGCAACAAUCCACGCUACUUCUACUUCUAGUACUACUGUUACCACUACGACUACUCCUAACUACUAUUGCUACUACUAUCGGCCGUCACCGUCAGCGGGGCGGGCACACACCGUUUCCGGCAUUGCCGCUUUUACCAUCAUGGCCGCAUCAUCGCUACCAUCGAUCGGCCGCGCACUAUCGUACGCGCUAUCGCAUUACAACUCGUCCUACCAACGUUACCACCGAUCACUGGCAUACCGGCAGCAUACAUUCGGGGGGCAGCAGCAGCAACAGCCCGCAGCAGUGCAGCCUAGUGAAAGGCAGCUUUAUCGUUCGCGAUCCUUUCUUUUCCUGGCAAAGGGACAACAUGUGAGAGAAAUGGCAAGGGCAACACACGAUACUAAGGGUAGGAAAGGAUGUCGACCGACAUGUUAAGCUAAUGUGCCGCCGCCAAGCUGAUCCUACCUUUUAAGGAC
Anopheles moucheti is the source of this 1528-nucleotide messenger RNA. It is a transcript of the gene Pdp1, whose product is annotated as thyrotroph embryonic factor. NCBI's taxonomy places the organism in Eukaryota, Metazoa, Arthropoda, Insecta, Diptera, Culicidae. The record is from RefSeq and is a predicted model, not a curated record. Gene Ontology annotation, molecular function: DNA-binding transcription factor activity, RNA polymerase II-specific; RNA polymerase II cis-regulatory region sequence-specific DNA binding. The transcript has 5 exons. Bases 220 to 1056 code for a protein of 278 amino acids. Gene Ontology annotation, biological process: regulation of transcription by RNA polymerase II. Gene Ontology annotation, cellular component: nucleus.